UACAAUAUGGCGGAGAACGUGAACACGGUGUCUUCGAGUACCGCUGAAGAAAAUGAGGGAAGUAUAUUAUCUGCUGGAGGUGAUACAGCAAUGAAUGUAAACAACACAAACGACAGUAUUGACGUGAAGGCUAUGUCUGAAACCACUGAACUAGAUAAUGUACAGAAUGAGAAUAGCAAGGCAUCGAAAACGAUACCCGUGCCAGAGGCAGAAACAGCAAUGGCUCCCCCUCCAUCGAUUCCAAUGUUUCAAAAACCUCUGACUCUUCAAAAUAAAUCAGGACUUCACCGACCUCAGCGGUCGAAUGCCUUGGCAACAGCAGAACGAGAAAUGUCUGAUAAAACGACAAAGGUCAAGGGUGAAGAGGGACAGAAACCGAGUGAAAUUUCAGAAGUUAAAAAGCCUUUAAGUUUAACGGGCACUCAGUCUUCGUCUGGCAGUCAGAUGAGAAAACCUUCAUUGUCCCCUGCAGAGCAACAGGCGGCUCUCAAAGCCCCAAUUCCUUACAAAGAGCCACCAUGGGGUGGUGUCCCAGAUAAAAAAUACGGAUUUGAAGUACUUAAAAACGGUUUAAUUUUAGACUCUAUUGACUUAACAAAACGUUCAUUUCAUGUAGUUGGUAGGCUUCCUAGUUGUGAUAUUACAUUGGAACAUCCAUCAUUAUCUCGCUAUCAUGCUGUCAUGCAGUACUGUGCUGUUCCAAAUGAGAAGCAUGAACUAGGCUGGUAUUUGUAUGACCUUGACAGUACGCAUGGCACAUGGGUGAACAAAGUGAAGGUACAACCUCGACGUUACUACCGCAUACGUGUAGGUCACAUGGUUAAAUUUGGGGGAAGUUCACGACUCAACAUUUUACAAGGUCCUGAAGAAGACAGAGAAGAGGAAACAGACUUGUCUGUGACAGAGUUGAAAGAACUGAAGGCUAAGCAGGAGAAAGAGAUUGAGGUACUGAGACAGGCUGGUAUUGAUGCAGUGGAGGAAAAACAGAAACAUCUUGUGGCUGCAGAAAGUGAAGGAUGCACAUGGGGAAUAGAUGAUGACAUUCCUGAAGAGGCAGAAGAUGAAGAUGAAGAGAAUGAUGAUAAAAUAGAUCUUGCAACAAGGGAGGAAUUGUAUAUCAAUGAUCCAAAAAAGGCCUUAAAUGGUUUUUUUGAAAGAGAAGGCUGUGACUUGCCUGAAUAUGAAUUAGAAGAUCUGGGAAGAGGCAAGCACUGCUGUAGAGUGGAGCUCCCUCUGGACUUACCAACUGGAGAACCCAUGUAUGCUGAGGCCACGGUGACAGGGAAGAGGAAAGAUGCUGUGGUGGCAUGUGCACUUGAAGCCUGCAGAAUACUGGACAGACACGGAGUUUUGAGAGCAUCCACACAUGAAGGUAGAAAGAAAAAGAAGAAGAACUGGGAAGAAGAUGACUUCUACGACAGUGAUGAAGACAUCUACUUGGACAGAACAGGAACAAUCGAGAAAAAAAGGCAGCAGAGAAUGGCAAAAGUGGGGAAGAAUGAAGAAAAGGCAGAGACCUAUGAAUCCCUAACGGAAAAAUUGCAGCAGGUCGAAAAUGAAAUGCAAGAGAUUCAAGGGAAAUUGAAUAAAGCAAAAGAAGAGCAAGAUAAAAUUAUGGCAGAAGAUGUAGAUGCCCUGGAUGCUUACAUGUCAGCCAUUAAAUCGGGAGUCAUGGACACGAAGACCAAAAUGAGCCUCAAAAGACGUUUGAUAGAACUGAAACAAGAACAGGCUAAAUUAACAAAAAUGGCAAAUAUUGCUAAGCCAGCAAAUAUGCCUGAAGUUAAAAAGUCUGUAGUGGUCCCUAAACCAGACCAGCCUCCUCCAAAAAUGACCAUGCCCAUGUUUGGGAAGAGGAAAGCUACCCCAGUGCCUACAUCACUAAAGCCUCCACCACCUAAGAGCAAUGCACCACCAAAAAUAUCAGAAAAAGUGUCUGAUGACACUGAGGAAGUAGAGGAGGAGGAGGAGGAGGAGGAAGAAGAAGAGGUUGCAAGAGAUUCAGAUGCAAAAGCAGAAAUUACAGAUGAGAAAACUUUAAUGCCAACUGAGAAUGCAAUGGAUCUUAAGGAGACAGUGGAAAAAGAGCAGAUGUUAAAUGCAAGGACUUCAAAUGAUGAAGAAACAAACCAGCAACCUUCACCAGAAAUUAAAGCACAAGCUGUGAAAAGAAAAACAGAGGAGAAAAGAAGACAGAGACCCAAAAAGCCCAGAGGCAGUGAGGAUAAAUCCUCUUAUCCUGAAGAUGAUCCUGAUUUCCAAGUAUGGCUGCCCCCAUCUGAUCAGUCAGGAGAUGGAAAGACCCAUUUGAAUGCAAAGUAUGGAUACUAGAGGCACUGUGAUGCCCCCCCUCUCUCCCCUUCCUGGCACUCCCAGAGAGAUGGGGACCAUGUCAACUUCAGCCAUGAGCUCAUUGUAGAGGACCUCUAACUGGGGAUAAAACAUUUGUUACACAGGACGAUGUGGUGCAGAUUAGGAAGGAAAAAGAGGACAGUGAUAAAUUGUUUCAUCCACUGACCCUCUCUUAUGGUUUAUUUGUCAGAAGUGAACAGUGCUUGUUUAGCAUUUCGUCUGGUCGCUCAACUUUUUCUUCUGUUUUAAGAGAGAAGCUGCUAAUGCUAAUGAUGCAAUUCAAUAAAUGUGAACCAUUAUUGCAGAUAUUUCAUUGUAAAUAAAUAGAUAAUGUUGAA
Messenger RNA from Lingula anatina, 2690 nucleotides. RefSeq names its product kanadaptin. The record is from RefSeq and is a predicted model, not a curated record. Gene Ontology annotation, molecular function: protein binding. NCBI's taxonomy places the organism in Eukaryota, Metazoa, Brachiopoda, Lingulata, Lingulida, Lingulidae.